Penicillium riverlandense is the source of this 1164-nucleotide messenger RNA. RefSeq names its product WKF domain-containing protein. The transcript has a single exon. Bases 1 to 1164 code for a protein of 387 amino acids. The record is from RefSeq and is a predicted model, not a curated record. NCBI's taxonomy places the organism in Eukaryota, Fungi, Ascomycota, Eurotiomycetes, Eurotiales, Aspergillaceae.
AUGGCGAAAGACAGCUCCAAAGACUCUGCGACACAGCUGUCCAAAAAGCUCGAUCGGAAGGCUAAACACGCUAAGGAAUCGGAGAAUUCACAAUCUGCAGACGCGCCGAAUGACCUACCCAAGGUAGAGAAGGAAGGUGGAGAGGACAAGCACGAGAGCACCGAGAAGAAGAAAAAGAAGCGCAAGUCCAGCGAUCGCGCAAUCGGUGAGGAUGGAGAUGGGAAAGAGGAGAAGAAAAAGGAGAAGAAGAAUAAGCGGCGGCACGCAGAGGAUGAGGCGGAGGAGAAGCCAAAGAAAAAGAAGAAGAGGGUUUCCUUUGGACCUGGGACUAAGGAAAACGACGGUAGUGAUGACGAGGAUGGUCACGACAAAGACAAUGUCGAGGACACGAUGAUGAGCACGGCGACGAAUGGCGCCGAGGCAGAUGCAGAUGCAGAAGACAACAACGACGCCGCAAUCGAGGAAAUGAAGAAACGCAAGCGCGAGAAGAAGAAAGAAAAGAAAAAGAAGAAUGGUGGAUCUUCUUCAACAACGACAACCUCGCACCUCCAUGAGACUCCCAUCCUUUCCUACCUGAGUCGCUACCACACAGACCGCGCGUCAUGGAAAUUCCAAAAGAACCGCGAAACACACCUCUUCAAACACCUGUACUCGCUUGAGCAAGUCCCCGUUCAGUACAAUGCCGCGCUUCUGGCCUAUCUACAGGGACUGAAAGGUUUAUCGGCGAAGGCGCGGCUCAGUUAUGGCGCGGAGGAGGUUAUCGUUGCUGAUCUGGAUGCUGAGAAGAAGAAAGAGGGCGAUGGGCAAGGAGAAGGAGAGGGUAGUGAGGGUAGUGAAUACCAGCAGGCUGUGGAGGCUUUCCGGACACGUUUGUCUGAGAGCAAGGACGAUGUCAACGCUGAGGAUGUUGGCGAGAAGCUGGGGGCAGAUGCACAGGCCCGUCUGAAGAAGAGACAGCGAGCAGAGCUGGUCUUUUUCGCGGUUGCGGGUAAAUUGUUCAGCGGGGAGCAGUCGACACCGGUGUCUGAUAAGCAGACCAAGGCGCCAGGCGCGAGUAAGAAGAAGCGGAAGAACAGGACGGCGAUUGUGGAAAUCUCGAGCAGCAGCGAGAGUGAGGAUAGUGAUUCGGACAGUACUAGCUCGAGUGGCUCCUCGUCUUCAUAG